This is a messenger RNA of Cuscuta epithymum, 431 nucleotides long. The record is from the annotation of a GenBank genome assembly. Lineage: Eukaryota; Viridiplantae; Streptophyta; Magnoliopsida; Solanales; Convolvulaceae.
GGAGUUUUUCUCAGCUCAAAGAAAACAGGUAAGGGCAAGAGGCCCGGAAAGGGAGGCAACCGUUACUGGAAGAGCAUCGGUUUGGGCUUUAAAACUCCUCGCGAGGCUAUUGAAGGUACAUACAUUGACAAGAAAUGCCCUUUCACGGGAAAUGUUUCUAUUAGAGGUCGUAUCCUUUCCGGUACUUGCCAUAGUGCUAAGAUGAACAGAACAAUCAUUGUUCGCCGUGACUACCUCCAGUUUGUGAAGAAGUAUCAGAGGUAUGAAAAAAGGCACUCAAAUAUUGCUGCUCACGUGUCACCAUGCUUCCGUGUGAAAGAGGGCGACUACGUCACCAUUGGUCAAUGCAGACCAUUAUCCAAGACCGUUAGGUUCAAUGUUUUGAAGGUGAUUCCUGCUGGUUCUGCCAGUGGUGGAAAGAAGGCAUUCAC